Molecule: messenger RNA, 1989 nt
Organism: Penicillium argentinense
Lineage: Eukaryota; Fungi; Ascomycota; Eurotiomycetes; Eurotiales; Aspergillaceae
Product: putative C6 transcription factor
Exons: 4
Coding region: 1-1989 (662 amino acids)
Biological process (GO): DNA-templated transcription; regulation of DNA-templated transcription
Molecular function (GO): DNA-binding transcription factor activity, RNA polymerase II-specific; zinc ion binding; DNA binding
Source: RefSeq, a predicted model, not a curated record
AUGGAUGCCUCUACUCCACUGAAGCGGUCGUCAACUGAUGCCGGCCUGGACUCUCCGAAGGAGUCCAAUCGUUCAGGAGAUGCGCGCACGCCAGCACCGAAGAUCUCGAAAGCCCGAGCCUGUGCAGAGUGCAAACGCCAUAAGAUCCGCUGCGAGUUCAGGCCCGGUGAGACCAAUUGCACCAAAUGUAUUCGCAGUGGCAUCAAGUGUGUCGUCAACGACUUUUCACAGAAGUUCGUCGACGAUGAUGGAGUAUGGAAAUCACAAGCAGCCGCGACCAUGCAGCAACUGCAAACCGCAGUGUCGCAACUUUUGCGACAGGCGGGACUGCCCGAUCUCUCGAGCUUCACGGCCGGUGAUAGCCGUCAUGUCCUUGGUCCCAGCCCAGCAGCCUCCCACCAUAGCCAACGGCCGUCAAUCGAUGCCUCGCAGCACGCAGCCACAACACAUACAAGCCACCAGGAGGGGCCUGGCGUGGUGAUGGAUGUCACCCGACAAAACUCUCCGGAGGCCGACCUCCAAGACCCCGAACUGGUUCCGGCACCGAUGCGGAGUUUAUACGAGGUCACCAAGUUGCGCAAUCUACGAAAUAACCAUGUAGAGGCACCAAAGACAACACUUCUAGAAGAGGAUUUUAUUACGCGCGGAUUGAUCUCCAUCCACGAAGCCGAGGAACUAUUCGCAUACUUCAGUCGCACUAUGAACCAGCUCCUCUGGGGUGGUAUCAUUCUGGUCCAUCGCGAUUUGACCUCGGUCCGUCGCGCAUCGACUCUUCUCUCUGCUGCAGUAUUAACUGUCGCAGCCCUUCACAUUCCUAAUCGUACUGAUACGUUGAAUCGGUGCUAUAAAGAAUAUGUGUCUCUCGUGUCAAGCAUGGCCUUGACUCGAGCCCACACCCUCGACGACAUCCGAGGUCUCUGCGUGGGUGCAUUUUGGCUGUCGGAACUAAGCUGGAAAUUAUCGGGGCAUGCUGUGCGAAUUGCCACUGAGAUGGGUUUGCACCAGAGCUAUCAGCGCUUGACCCGGGGACACAAUGACCAGUAUGAGCGCGCCCAAUUAUGGUAUCUUUUGUAUGUUUGCGAUCAUCACUUCAGCAUUGCCUAUGGGCGGCCCCCCGUCAUCCAUGAGGACGUGGCCAUCCGGAAUUAUGAGGCUUUUCUCGAAUUACCAAUGAUUGUCCCGGGGGAUAUUCGGCUCCUUGCGCAGGUCGCAUUGUUCAUGAUCUUGACCGAGGCCUAUCGGACCUUUGGCAGCGACACCGAGCAAGCAGUCACCGAGGAGGACUUUGGCCAGUUGCGGGUGUACAAUGUCGCGGUAGAUCAAUGGCGACUGCUUUGGCAACCAAGAUCAGCCGAUAGUCCGUACGUGCGAACGUAUCCCUCAAAGGGCGUUGUGCUGCACUAUCACUUUGCUAAAUUCCAACUCAACUCGCUAUCUCUCCGCGCGCUCUCUCCAUCGAAUACACCCGUUUUCUCCAUGGACCGCAAGGAAUCGGCGAACAUUGCCAUUUCGUCCGCGAUGGCCUGCUUGAACAUGGUCCUCGAAGAGCCCGAUAUUCGCGACGCGAUCGUCGGCGUCCCCAUCUUCACGCAUACGAUGGUGACCUUUUCUGCGGUUUUCCUCCUCAAGGUUGCGAUUAACUGGAAUUCGGCAUACCUCAGCAUCGACGCCCGACGAGUGCGGCGGCUGGUGGAGCGAGUUAUCGAGCUGAUGAACUGCGUUUCAGCGGGCGAGCGACACUUGACCCGGCACAUCGCACGGGGUCUAGGCAAAAUGCUAGAACGAUUUGACUCAUGGGAAGCCGCCUGGCAAGUCGGGACAAAUAAUGGGAUGGUGGAUGGGCAGGACGUGCCAGGGGGCGCGAACGCGAUGGCCCAGGGAUUCCCGCCGCCGGACCUGAUCUACGACAUGGUCGGCACGUAUGGCUUUGGGCUCGACGAGAACCUGCUGGAUCCCAGCAUGGCCAAUUUCGAAUUUUUGGCGCAGUGA